Messenger RNA from Dromiciops gliroides (monito del monte), 1458 nucleotides. It is a transcript of the gene DPEP1, whose product is annotated as dipeptidase 1. The transcript has 11 exons. The coding region runs from base 122 to 1348 and encodes 408 amino acids. The record is from RefSeq and is a predicted model, not a curated record. Gene Ontology annotation, biological process: proteolysis. Gene Ontology annotation, molecular function: metallodipeptidase activity. NCBI's taxonomy places the organism in Eukaryota, Metazoa, Chordata, Mammalia, Microbiotheria, Microbiotheriidae.
CAUCCCUCCACCCCUGCAGACGUCUUCUCUUACAGGGAACGACAAGCCCGGGGCAGGAGGGAGGCCAUUUGGCAAGUUUUGAGAAUCUCCAGCCAGUCUCUAGAGGGGAAACUACAGAACCAUGUGGAAUUUGUGGUUUUGGUUUUGUCUGGCACUCUGCACCGCAGACCACUUCAGGGAUGAAGCAGAGAGAAUCAUGAGUCAGACUCCCUUAAUUGAUGGGCACAAUGAUCUACCAUGGCAAAUACUGACGAGGUUCAAUGGUCAGCUGCAGAACCCAAAAGCCAACCUGACCCAGCUGGAGGGCACACACACCAAUAUUCCAAAGCUGAAGGCUGGCUUUGUGGGCGGCCAGUUCUGGUCGGCUUACGUGCCCUGCAAUACUCAGAACAAAGAUGCAGUGAAGAGAACCCUGGAGCAGAUCGACCUCAUUCACAGAAUGUGUCAGACGUACCCUGAGACAUUCCUGUGUGCCACCAGCAGCUCCAAUAUAAGGCAGGCCUUCCAGCAGAAGAAGGUGGCCAGCCUGAUUGGCGUGGAGGGUGGCCACUCCAUUGACAGCAGUCUGGGCGUCCUGAGGACAAUGUACCACCUGGGCAUGAGAUACAUGACCCUCACCCACAGCUGUAACGUCCCCUGGGCUGACAACUGGCUAGUGGAUAGAGGAGAUGACAACCCCCAAAGCCAUGGCAUAUCAAAAUUUGGAGAAGAUGUGAUCAAAGAAAUGAACCGCUUGGGUAUCAUGAUUGAUCUGGCCCAUGUCUCAGAGGCAACCAUGAAGGCUGUGCUGACCCUGUCUCAAGCCCCCGUGAUUUUCAGCCAUUCCUCUGCCUAUCAGUUGUGUCACCAUAAACGGAACGUGCCAGAUAAUAUCCUCCAGCUGGUGAACGAGACCCGAAGUCUGGUGAUGGUGAAUUUCUACAACGAGUAUGUUUCCUGUCAAAACGUGGCUACCCUGUCUCAAGUAGCAGAUCACCUGGAUUACAUCAAGAAAGUUGCUGGUCCAGGAGCUGUGGGCUUCGGUGGGGACUAUGAUGGUGUUGACAAUGUCCCAACAGGCCUGCAGGAUGUCUCCACUUAUCCAGACCUCAUAGCUGAACUUCUCAGAAGGAACUGGACUGAAACAGAAGUGAAAGAUGCCUUGGCCUAUAACUUGCUGAGGGUCUUUGAAGAGGUGGAGAAGGUAAGCGACCAUAACGCCCUGCCGAAUGAGAACUUCAUCCAACUGAGUGAGCUGGAAGGUUCAUGCAGGACCUCCUACGGCUAUCCGAACCACAGCUACCAGCACCGACCUGGAGUCCUACCUGUGGUCCUCGCUCUUCCUCUCCUUUACCUGUGGCUGCUAUGACCCCACCCAGCCCACUGCCAACCUCAAUUCACAGGCUGUCAGCAAGAGCCGAGAUGACUGCAGGGCUGGAUCUAUCUAGCCCAAGGCCUCAAAGUGGGGCCAAAUCUAUC